ACCAAGCGGGAGCUGUUCUUCCGCGACGGCCCUGUGCCCCCGGCGGCGCCCAGCUCCGGCGGCCUGCUGGGCCUGAGCAAGGACUCUGCCGGCAGCCUGACUUCGUCCGGAGGCGGCGGCGGAUCGGCGCCGCCGUCGUACACGUCGGCUACCGGGAACCGCGAGCUUGCGGAGGGCUACGUGGGCUUCGCCAACCUUCCCAACCAGGUCUACCGCAAGGCGGUCAAGAAGGGCUUCGAGUUCACCCUCAUGGUGGUCGGUGAAGCUGGGCUUGGAAAGUCAACGCUCAUCAAUUCUAUGUUCCUGACGGACAUAUACUCAAAUGAAUAUCCGGGGCCAUCUCACCGUGUAAAGAAAACUGUAGAGGUUGAAACCACUCGAGUGCUUCUAAAGGAAGGCAGCGUAAACUUAACGCUGACCAUUGUGGACACACCAGGCUUUGGCGACGCUGUCGACAACACUCAGUGCUGGCAGCCUAUAAUUGACUACAUUGAAGCGAAGUAUGCAGAGUACCUUGAUGCAGAAUCACGAGUACAUCGGACAACAUUGCCUGAUAACAGAGUUCAUUGUUGUCUGUACUUCAUUGCACCUUCAGGACAUGGGUUAAAGCCUCUGGAUAUUGAAUUCAUGAAGCGGCUCCAUGACAAAGUCAACAUUAUCCCUGUGAUUGCCAAAGCAGACACUAUGACACCAGAGGAGUGCAGUCUAUUCAAGCGAACGAUUUUGAAUGAGAUCACGCAAAACAAAAUUCGUCUUUAUGAAUUUCCUGAUCCAGAAGAUGAAGAGGAGAGCAAACUACAAAAGCCACUUAAGGAACGUGUACCCUUUGCUGUUGUAGGCAGCAAUACAGUGGUUGAAGUAAAUGGUCGGAGAGUCAGGGGUCGCAAGUAUCCUUGGGGAGUUGCAGAAGUUGAGAACAUGGACCAUUGUGACUACAUUGCCUUGAGGAAUAUGCUCGUUAGGACUCACAUGCAGGACCUGAAGGACAUCACAAACAGUGUCCACUAUGAAAACUACCGUUGCCGAAAGCUUGCUGGUGUUGGCGGUGCUGGGGAGCCAGGUCUCGGCAGAUCCAACAAGAAUCCACUGGCACAAAUGGAAGAGGAAAAGAAAGACCACGAAGCUAAGAUGCAACGCAUGGAGAAAGAGAUGGAGCAGGUGUUUGAGAUGAAGGUCCGUGAGAAGAUGCAGAAGCUUAAGGAGUCUGAAGCGGACUUGCAGAGAAGGCACGAGCAGAUGAAGAAGGGGCUAGAGCAGCAGAAGCUUGAGCUAGAAGAGAAGCGGCGCAACUUCGACAAGGAAAAGAGUUCUUUUGAAAUAGCCCACAGGGAUAUGGAGGAUGUCUUCCGCAAAAUGGCUGUGGACAGCAGCUCUAAAGAAUUGCGCCGUUCUGUCUCUGAGGACCACUUCAGUAGCCGCAAAUGCAUGCAGUAUGCUGCGCCCGUCCGAAAGAACUGCAAGCAGAUGUAGAGAGCGAUGCACACCCCUACUACCACCCCUCUGCCGUCACCUCGGCACCCACCUUGCCUUUGGCCGGCUAUAGUUUCUUACGUCUCACCCAGAGUUCAAUGGACCGGCACAUCCCCCUUUUUUUUUCUCUCUCUGUCUAUCUGCGCUUAUUUUUCUGUGUAUGCAGCACACUAUCAAGUUAUCAUUUUUCUGUCAGUGUUACAUGUUUUACUUGAGUUCUUCACUUCUGUGAUGAUUUUCUAAAGGUGUGUGAAUGCUUAAUGAUAUGUGCAAGAUUACUGAUUUUGUUUGCCCCUUUUGGUGUCCCUCAAACACCCUAUAGAACCGCUGUUUGCAGACUCUCCCAGGCAUGCAGGUUCACUCACUCUUGUUCACAAUAUUAAUUUCUAUUUUUACAUCUCUUGCAUCUCUUGAAGGGCACCUCUUUGAUUGUGCUUUCGUCAUUUCAUUAUGAAACUCGUGACACUUUUCACAAUUCUGCAUUUUCUUGCGUGUUCUGUGCCACAGCCCUCCAUGCCAGCCAAAAGAUGAGGGGAAAAAACAUGCCUCCAUAACUUGCAGCGCUAUUCCACUGAGCAUCAUGCACAUGAUAUUUAUGACAAGAAAUUCUUGCAUGUUUUAUUUUCUUUGCACUUUCGGUGGCAUUAUGUCAAGGUUGGACAUUUCCCCCAUGUUGCAGUCUUCAUUACGUGUUACAGUUGAGCUCUGGUUAUUUAAGUCUGCAUUGUAAAUAACACUGUAGCCCUUAUUUCAGUAGCAGCACAUCCUUGUCAUUUUGAGCUAAAUGAUCUGGUCACAACUGUUUUUAAGUGCACACAUGCUUCACACAUUGUUGUUACUUUAUUUUUGUUUUCAUCCUUUGUUGCAUUGUUACAUAUUUUAUUGCCAUUACUGUUGAUUAUAUAGUAUGUUAAAGUUUUGUGUAUCUUGUUUAUCAGCCCAGUAUAUGUGCAUGUUAGUGACUUUCUUGUUCUCAAGCAUUUUAUGCCUUGGGUACUGUGUUGCAGCUUGAACUUAUUUCCUUUCCUCCAGAAGAAAUGCUAGUAACUUUCACUCCUUUUCUCUGCUUUUGUUAUAGCUUAACAUAUUUAUACCUUUAUUGUACAUAACAAUAAUUGGGGCAUGAUUUUGUGAUAAACAUGACCAAAUAGCAAAUUGUUUCUUCUAGUCCAACACCUAUUAGUUCUGAACCAGCAUUUCACUUACAAGUUGGUUUGUUUUGUCAGUGUUGGAAAAGAGAAAUGAGAUAGGUAAUGUGUGACCUGAUUAUUAUCUGUACAUUUCCAAAGUCUACUUUCUUAACUAAGUAAUAAGCACAAGAACUGUAUGGGUUGUUUGUUAUAGCUGUGACAAGUAGUAUGUGAUAUGGGGAACUAGAGUAUAAUCUGUGCAUUCCACUGAAAGAUAACAGCUCACUCUAGAGAAUGAGCUGUUCCUCGAACAUGACAUUUUGUACUGUUACAUUAGAAGGGAUUUGUGAGCAGCAGAACACACACUAGAGAUUAAAGAUGUCAGGAAAGCCAGUACCUUCUCAUCUUGCACAUGUGCCUUUAGAUUUCACCACAUAACACUUUGUCUACCACAUAAUCUGAAUUCUCUCAUCCACUAAGUGGGAGAUUCAGCACAACCACCAGCACAACUUAUAUACGCCAGUGGUCAUCAACAAACAUGCCUAAGAUUACGCACACAUAUUUGCUUCUGCAAACUAAUGUACAGCUGAAGCAAGUGCCUGAUCUCAGUAAGUGGCCUUACACUGGUGGCCUUUCGCUUGGUUGUGGUGACUGCUAGUAUGCUGUCGCCGAUAAUCUUGACUGCAGUCUGUAGGAGUAAAAACUUCAAGCUUCACCUUGACAAUAAGUUGUGUUUAGCAAAACAAACUAGCACAUUGAUAUCAGUGUGUUGUGUGAAUGUUUUAUUUUCUAACAAAGAAAGGGGGUGUUACCUUUUUUGCAGAUGUCACCCAUUGCUUCAGCCUUGCGCACAUAUUGGUAUGAAGUGUAAUAUGUUCCUGAUAAUGUGUUUCAUCAUUCUUUGCAUUCCCAUUACUACCUUUUGGUGGGCUUUCAAAUACCAAAAAGUUAUUUUUUAUUUUGUUGAUUAUGUUAUGUUUCGUUUUAUAGUUUUAUGUUCUGUCAGAACAAAAACAAUCUUAAAAAGUAAUGACAGGGUCUUGUGUUAGAAGAAAUUGUCAUGUGUGUCACCACUAAAUUUAAAUACAUGCACCAAAGUGCUCAAGCUCGAGUAAUGUGGGCUCCUGUGGCUCAUUAUGAGGGAAGUUAAGCAUGCUACAGCUUAAAAUAUCGGCUGCAUGUUUGCAUCUUUUCUCAUGGUAUUCUUACUGGGCAGCAAGUGAUGCUUCCUCAGUGCAUGCUCUCCUUCAGUUUUGAUGCUCAUAUUCUUGGCUGUGUAUCCUGUGCUCCCAAAAAUUACAAAUGUGCAUUUGUUUCCAUUUUGACUGUUUGCAUUAUAUUCUAAUUCUAGCCCCUAGGCAGCCCUCAUUUUGACUUGCAUCAAGGUUUACCUACAGCUCCUCUUCUGUUUACUUCGUAAUAGGCACUGCCUUCAUGUCAGUAGUUCAUGGCAUAAACCUGUGUUAAAAGACCUUGACCGCUCCACAAAUAGUCUGAACAUUUAUUUUCUUCCACGGCCUAGUUAAUACCGUCAGUGUAGAUAAUUGACUACGUGUUUAGCUAGAGGCUCAGAUAAAAAGUUUCACUUAAAGCUUGCUGUGCUCCUACCUUCCAUUUCCAAUUGAUGUCAAGAUAAAGCUACACAGAGCUAUGAUAAAUUUUAUGUGACAUACACAUCCACUAAGUUUAGAUAAGAGGGGGGGUAAGCAAAUUUUAUUUAUAGCACUAAGUUUGGCACUCUGGGGUGAUUGUCGAAUAAAUGACUGUGUGAGUGAUACAGUUUCUAUAUCCUCUCUGCCUAGUUCUUGGUGUCAUAUUAAGAAAAGCACUUACUGUUGGCUUCAUUAGUGCUGUAGGGUCAUGAAUUGCUAUGCUUUUCAGCUUGAACCACCUAGUUGUGUUAAAAGUUACCAAUAACCCGUUGAAAUCGUUUGCGUAGCAUACAGGGUUGCAGUUCCUUUCACUAAGUGUGUGUGUGUGUGUGUGUGUGUGUGUGUGUGUGUGUGUGUGUCGCCUUUCCAUUGGCUGAAGUUGAAGGACAGUACUGAAUUUUUAAUCGGGACUAGCAAAGCCUGGGAGUUCAUAUCUUUAUGAAGAGCACACAGAGCCUGUGAUUGAUAAUCAGAAGUUUGAAGUUUCUGAGGAAGGAACAACUUGAGGUUAAAAAACUAAUGAAUGAGUAUUCAUGAAAUUGUUUGGGCCAUAUUAGGGUGUAAGAAAAGAAAAAUAAGUAAUCCUACCAAAAAAUGCACACAUUCUCAGUUUGAUACAAGUUUUCUAUUCUGUUAAAAGAUGAGAAUGCAUAGAGAAAGAAUAGUCACGCAUUUCUAUCAGUUGCACCUGUGUAUGCACAUGUGUCCCCAUGGUUUCAAAUCUGAGUAUAUUCUGCAAUCUGUCACCCAUUCGCAUUGUGGGCCACAUCCCCCUAUCUGUACCAGAGGAAAAGACCAAAGUAUACCCAAUUUUUCAGCGAUUUCCAAGAGCUUGGCCUCAUGACUAUACUUAUUAGUGGUAUAGAAAGGGCUAACAAAACAAUUUUGAUGUGAAACAGGCUCACUAUCACUCGGCAUUAAUUUGCCAAUCAGUGAUGAUAGCCAGCUAUGAAAGUACCAGCCAAUCUUGAAGUGUUCCCAAGUAUGACCAGCUUUCUGAAUAUCUACUGGCAUGAGCAAAUUAAAGGUUUUGCUUGAAUCCAUAAAUGAGGAAUGUGGCCAAAAGAAACCUGUAUCCUCAACUACUUCAUACCUGCAUCAUUCAAGGGUGCUGUUAUUUCAUGAUUUGGUGAAUAAAUUGUAGCUGCCCUGAAAUUCACCACUAAUGAUAAAACCCUGGUGAAGGUCACACUUGGCUCAUGCCUUAGGGGCUUAUUUAUUCACAACAUUGUUAAAUAACAUUACCAUAGGCACUGUUAUUUUCAUGUCAGACCUGGGCCUUAGAAACUCGUGCCUUAAGUAGUGUUAUAUCAUGUUGUCAUGAAUAAAUUGUGGCUCCCUGGGCCUGAAUUUCACAUCUCGCAAUAUAAACUUGGCAAAGGUCACACAUGGCUCAUGCCUUAGGGGCAAAAAGCAACAAACUAAUUUGUCGUAGAUCCUAUGGUUCUUGUUCGUGGUCUAAAAUAAUAGCCAGUUGUCAUGUUGGCCUUGUUGCAUCAUUAUCAUGCAGAUUUUUUUCAUAUUGUAAUGACUAUAUUGUGAGUAUGCCUCGGGCAUUGUUUUGCUAUCCAAUGCAUGCAUAAGCAGUGGUGAGCAAUCAUUUAUUGCAAUUAAAAGGAGGGAAUGAAAGCUUAGUGACUGGUUUAGUCUAGGCAUUGAAGUUGCCACUGGAAGUCUUAAAAAUCAACAUAUUUAUAUUUUGCUCUUGCAUUUCACCGUUGCAUAUAGUCAUUGAAAGAUCACAUUGAAAUGUUAAGUUUUGCUCAUUUGAAUGCUGUUGGAAACAUUUUGUUUCGGUUUGCUUUGCUUUAUUUAAAAUAAGAUGACGAGCUUUUUACCCAGGUACCCAUUGCCAAAAUGUAUAUGCCUUGAAAAAUAAAUUGAUUUGGUAAUGUAAAGCAGAAAUUUCAAA
Molecule: messenger RNA, 6164 nt
Organism: Dermacentor andersoni
Lineage: Eukaryota; Metazoa; Arthropoda; Arachnida; Ixodida; Ixodidae
Gene: pnut
Product: septin 7-like protein pnut
Cellular component (GO): septin complex
Molecular function (GO): GTP binding
Source: RefSeq, a predicted model, not a curated record